This is a messenger RNA of Astyanax mexicanus (Mexican tetra), 3859 nucleotides long. RefSeq names its product FERM domain containing 7 (gene frmd7). The transcript is spliced from 13 exons. Gene Ontology annotation, cellular component: cytoskeleton. The record is from RefSeq and is a predicted model, not a curated record. Lineage: Eukaryota; Metazoa; Chordata; Actinopteri; Characiformes; Acestrorhamphidae. The coding region runs from base 51 to 2330 and encodes 759 amino acids. Gene Ontology annotation, molecular function: cytoskeletal protein binding; guanyl-nucleotide exchange factor activity.
CACACACACACACGCACACAGAGUAAGAGAGAAAGAGAGAGAGAUGUGGGAUGUGGAUCGUGGUUGUGUUUUGGGGUCAUGACGGAAAAAAGGAGUUUCUCCUUGUGGGCAUGAGGAUGUCCUGCAGGAGAAAGCAGCUCGAGUCCUCACGCAGACCCCCCAGAGAGAACACACUCCACCUUCCUGUUGUGUUUCUGGAUGACAGCGAGCACACGUUUGAAAUGGAGCAAAAUGUACUUGGGAAUGACUUCUUCAACAAGGUGUGUGGACAUCUUAAACUUUUAGAAAAGGAAUAUUUUGGACUUGAAUUUCGCCACCAAUGCGGCAGUUAUGUAUGGCUGGAACUACUGAAGCCUCUUACAAAACAAAUUAAAAACACAAGUGACCUAAAGUUCCACUUCAUUGUGAAGUUCUAUCCUCCAGAUCCAGGUCAGCUUCAGAAAGAACUAACCAGGUACCUGUUUGCACUUCAGAUCAAACAGGAUCUGUCAAACAGCAGCCUGACAUGUAAUGACAACAGUGCUGCCCUGCUGGUCUCUCUUCUGCUGCAGGCUGAGAUUGGGGAUUACGUUGAGGAGCUGGAUGUGCAGCACUUGGAAAAAAAUAAGAAGUACAUUCCCAACCAAGAGUGCCUCAAUAAAAAGAUCAUGCGCUUUCAUAAAAGACACAGAGGUCAGACCCCAGCAGAGGCUGAUUUUCAGUUGCUGGAAGUGGCUCGUAAAUUAGACAUGUACGGUAUCCGUCCUCAAGCAGCGAGUGACGGAGAGGGUAUGAGGAUCAAUCUGGCCGUGACUCAUUCAGGCGUGCUGGUAUUUCAGAGAAACACCAAAAUCAACACCUUCAGUUGGGCCAAUAUCCGCAAACUGAGCUUCAAGAGGAAGCACUUUUUAAUAAAACUCUAUGCAAAGAUUGUGCCUUCCCAUAAGGACACAGUGGAGUUUUCUAUGGCCAGCCGAGAUGUCUGCAAGGCCUUCUGGAAGAUGUGUGUGGAGUACCAUGCUUUCUUCCGCCUCUCGGAGGAGCCUAAAGCUCGCCACAAGUCUCUGAUCUACAGCAAGGGCUCCUGUUUCAGAUACAGUGGCAGAACUCAGAAGCAGCUUCUGGACUGUGUGAGAAGAGGAGAAAGAAAGAACUUACCUUUCGAGAGGAAGUAUUGUAAGGCGUACUACGACACAAGGCAAUGCAGAUCCUCUCCUGACCUGCUCACUGAUGUCUCCAAACAGGCUUAUGAACAAUCCUGUGGUUUCCCUCAUGCUGGCUGCACUCAGGCCAGCAAGCGAAGCCAAUCAGCUACGGGGGUCCUCGUCUCUUCUGAAGUGGAGCAUCCACAGGUUCAGCCCUCGCAACUCUCUUCAUCUGCACAGUCCAGCUCUUCCUCCUUCUCUGCCACUGAAAUGGGAUGUUUGAAUGCCUUUGAAGCCCCUCAAAGUUUACCAAGACUUCUUGGGGAAGACUGGAGGACUCGAUGCAGGUUCACUGGUGAGACCAACCUGCCUCAACGGGGCCGUCUUCUGGCCAACACUCAGCAACUGGUGCUGCUCUAUCCCGGUCCCCAACAUCCGCAAGCUUGCCUGGGGCUGCAACCUAUAUUUCCUGUGUACCCACUCAGCUCCUCUUUGUCUCUGAGCCACCCUGGGUCUCCACUCUUGCUAUGUCGCUGUGGUCAUAUGGCCCAUUGCGUUCAACCCUCCAUGCAGGCUUGUUUCUUGGAUGAUGUCAUCAGAUCCUCCAGCUUCUCUGGACCAUCAACCCUGUCCCCAGCCCUGGUGAGGCGACAGAGGCAACGGUACGGAGGGUUGGGUCUGGGAUUUGGUCUGCCCCAUGGUCUGGGGAUGGCACCAGGGCUGUACAUAACAAGCGCAGUUGCUGACUGUGGAGGCAGGGGUGGCCUGGACUUAGGCCGCGAAGAGCUGGGCCAUUUUAGUGACGACUCAAGCUACCAAACAGGCCUGCCACGUCGUUCUCUGAGCCAGUCGGACAUGAAGCUUCUGAAGCAGCCGGCUACUGGCACCCCAGCCUCUGAAUUCAGGCCUCUGGGGCACUACCCCCACUUGUCCCGGAGGCAGAGUCCAGCCCGGCCUACCCACCUGCCCCUACAGUCAUCCCAAGGACCUGAACAGCCAGCUGGAGGAAGCAAACCGGAAUUAAGCCACAGUGACUCUGAUUCAGACUGUCCAUACUUCUGUCCUGGUCUAGGCAGGAUGGUGCGUUCAGUGCCACUGGCACGGAUGCGCAUUUCGUCUGGAAGCCUGCAGCUGGACGAGGAGGAUGAGGAUUCAAAUGAUGGACAAAGAGCCUCUUCCACCACAGCAUCCAAAUGCAUGUCCUGAGAAAUCCUUGUGCAUUAUGCUGUUCAAAAAGACCAGUAGGACCAGUAUUGAAAGUUUCAGCAUAACUUGUGAUGUGAUGUGGACAGAUAGUGUCACAGUUUGGAUGGUCCCUACAAAAUUAAACCAUUUACAGCUCUGGAAAAAAAAAAUCAAGAGACCACUUCAGGUUCUGAAUUAGUUUGUCUGAUUUUGCUUUUUAUAGGUAUAUGUUUGAGUAAAAUGAGCAUUGUUUUUUUUUUUUUUGUUUUUUUAUAUAAACUAUGGACAUUUUUCCCAAAUUCCAAAUAAAAAUAUUGUCAUUUAGCAACUAGAAACCAGAUAUUCAUUAAUAGUGCGCCUUUGAAUACAAUGUGCCUUAUAGUCUGUAAAAUACGUUAAAUUUCUAUUUUAGGGACGUUUGUUGAAAGGAAUUUAGGGGAAAAAAAACUGAUCACACUUUCAUAAUUUACAUCUUUAUUUGUCAAACCAAACCAAAAAGUAAUUCGUAACAGUUGAAGCAAAAGAUAAACGCCUAUAGAAAUAUAUGAUACAGCUUCAACAGAAAUCUGUGUAGCAAUUUCAAUAACAUUUACAAAAGCUUAGAGAGAACAUUUACAAAACCUAGUUUUGUAUCUACAUUUUCUUAAAAAAAAAUCUACCAAACACCUUAUUGCUCUCAAACCUCAGACAGUCUGGCAACGUGUGACAUCCUUUAAAGCUUUUAAAGAUAUAACAACAACAAUUACACCUGACAAAUACAUACAGAAUUGAACUUUAGGCACAACGGGAUGUUGGCAUAGUUUCUCCCAGCCAACAGGAGCACUGAUGACCUCACCACCAUACCAGUAAUGGCACCCUUACGUUUACUUAAAUGCUUGGCGAAAAAAAGAUCCCUCUUAAUAGGAAACUUCUGUUUCAUUACAUCAUAUGAAAACAAAAUAAAGACUAUCCCAAAUAAAACAUUUCCUUUUUUUAAAAGCCUGAUAUCCGUCCAAGUUCCUAUGCCGCUGCUUAUAUAUGGAGCUCCCAUCUACUGAACUAUAACUGUAGGGUAUCCAUAUAUAAAUAGAUGUUUCUCUGCUGGAUGGAGGCACACUUUCCUUCUUGAGAUAGAACAAUUUAAAGGAAGUGGAAUGUGUGUGCAGAGUUCUGAAAUUCAAAAAGUAUAUAUAUAUAAAAAAAAAUCGCCUCAUCCAAUACAAAGUGUGUGCAGUGCAUUUCCUUCAGAGUUACAGUAUAUCUCCCACUGCAUUUAUAUAUAAAAAAAUAGCUCAGAAACUGCAAAAUAUUAUAUAAAAAAGGGAACAGAACAAAUACGGGGCAAAGUAUGAAAUCAGAAUGGGGCAUUUUAAUCCCUCCUUACUUAGGGAACAGAAAAAAGUAAUUAAAGUAACAAAAAUAUAUUGCCAAUUUCCAAGUACAAAACUAUUUUUAAGAAACUUUGAUCUUGAGUGUCAAAAAUGGAAGCUUCUUUUGCACAGCAAAGUCCCUCUCCCAUAACUUGACCUCGUGUGCCAAAGGCACAAUUUAAAAAAUAAUAAUAAUAAUAA